Messenger RNA from Toxotes jaculatrix (banded archerfish), 2112 nucleotides. It is a transcript of the gene rbm12ba, whose product is annotated as RNA binding motif protein 12Ba. The coding region runs from base 149 to 1894 and encodes 581 amino acids. NCBI's taxonomy places the organism in Eukaryota, Metazoa, Chordata, Actinopteri, Toxotidae. Gene Ontology annotation, cellular component: ribonucleoprotein complex. The record is from RefSeq and is a predicted model, not a curated record. The transcript has 2 exons. Gene Ontology annotation, molecular function: RNA binding.
GAACGGGGGGGGAUUACCCAAAUUUUCAGCAUGUGAUCGCAGCGAGCUUGAGACAGGGGAAGAGCAACAACAACGCAGACAAAAACACCACCUGUGAACAAUUACAUGUUGUACUCAGCCGUGACACCAACUGGCCUGUUAUGACAAAAUGACAGUAAUCCUGCGAUUGCGAGGCCUUGAUGUGAAGGCAGGAGCAGAAGAUAUAAGGGUAUUCUUUAAACGCCUUCACAUACCAGAUGGUGGAGUUUACAUAGUGGGAGGAAGUCUCAGAGAGGCUUUUAUUGCAUUUACGACUGAAAGAGAUGCCCAGCUUGCCAUGCAGUACUCUGGACAUUUACUCAAAGGGUCUCAGGUGACUCUACACAUAAGCAGUAUGGCAGAACUGGAGCACAGAUUAGAGUCACUGAUAAAGAAUAAGAAGAAGGAGAAACCUUCCCCCACACAGCUGACUGUCAAGAGACCUCAACCAUGUCAAGAUGCAAAUCUGCCAUUUUUGAAUACAUCGCCUCAUGAUCAGAAACCUGCAAAUCUACCACCUUCUGCUACAUGGCCACUUGAUCUCAACACUGCAAAUGUGCCACAGUCUCUGAGUCCCAAUACUGUAAAUCUACAAACUUCUGUGCAGUCACUUGAUUCAAAUACUGCCUUUCUACUUGGGAUUUGUACUGUCCUUCAAGGACUCCAGUCAUCAAAUCAAAGAGAAAGCAACGAGACAGGGCCAAGAGUCCCCAAGGCUGACAGCCCAGGUGUUGUGUCUAAUGUGGCAGAACUAACUCUGAACUCAAGGCCUGGCUACGUCAGGCUCUUUGGUCUGCCAGCCUCAACUACAAAAGAGGACAUCUGCCAUUUCUUCAGAGGGUUGGCAGUACAGGAAGCCAUAGUGAAUGUGAAGUUGGGACUUAGCCACGUCUGCCUUGUGAAGUUUGCAAACAUGCAGGAUGCAUGUGAUGCUCUUCGUUUCAAUCAACAGUCACUGGGCCCCAACUGUGUGGAGGUACGUGGAGCUUCUGAGAAGAUGUGGACCAGUGCGCUGCAAGAAUGUGAAAAUGCAUUUGAUGAUGGAGAGAGUGUGAGACCCCACCAAAACCCUCUUAGGGAAACUGCAGACCACAAACAGAAAUCCACUCUUGCACUGCAGAGUAAAAAGCGAUCUGACAACCAGUUCACAUUUAAAUCACCAAAAAAGCCAAGAUUAGACUGUGACUCAACAGCUACCUUAUCACCAACUAUGGAGCACGUGGUCAUGGUCAGUAAUCUGUCCAAAAAUAUGACGAAGACUGAAAUAAAAGAAUUAUUCGGAUGUCCAAACAUUGCACAGAAAAAUGUACUCCAUCUGCUUGACAAGGAAGGCCAGAGGACAGACACAGCUUUUCUUAUUUUUAACCACACUGAGGAUUAUCACUAUGCUAUGAAUCUCACUGGUUGCCACGUGGGCUCUAAUGCUAUUAAGGUAUCAUCAAUCACUAAGGAGACGAUGAGGGACUUAAUGGCCAAAACUCAUCCAAGGGGUCUUAAGCAUUGUCUGACGAUUGAUGCAAAGAAGAAACCAAAUCGAAAGACGAAAUCAGAUCCAUUUGAGAAACCAGAAGAAACACCAAGAGUGAACCCGGAUUCAACUGCUCAAACGUGCCUGUUUCUUAGAAACAUGCCUGCAGAUGUGCAGAAAAGUCAAAUAAAAAACCUUUUCUCCAAAUACAAACUGAGGAAGGAUAAUAUUAUUUUACUGCAUGAUGGUGAUGGAAAGGGUAUCGGUGAAGCUGUGGUUCAGUUCAAGUCCCAAAAGCUUGCAGCUCUGGCUCAGAGGCUCCACGGUCAGGACUUCCUGGGGACACAAGUGCUUCUUACCAGCAUAAAUGUCAAACAGAUGGAGGAAAUCUUGGCUAGAAGUGUUUGAAGAAUUUGAACGUUAAUCCUCCAAUGCAGACGCUGUGGCCAAAGACCGAUUCUGAGAGCUUCAUUUUCUCUUCAAGAUGUUUGUCUUCCAGAUGUAAUUCUGCCUGACUGCAUCUACGUAUUAAUGUCUUCACCAAAUUCAGUUAUCAUUUUUAAACACUUUUACACAUUUCUCUCUGUGAAUAUUCUGUACAUUUUGAAAUAAAUGUUCUAACGCUG